Messenger RNA from Aspergillus versicolor CBS 583.65, 2394 nucleotides. RefSeq lists its product as uncharacterized. NCBI's taxonomy places the organism in Eukaryota, Fungi, Ascomycota, Eurotiomycetes, Eurotiales, Aspergillaceae. Gene Ontology annotation, molecular function: L-lysine transmembrane transporter activity; L-histidine transmembrane transporter activity; oxidoreductase activity. The coding region runs from base 1 to 2394 and encodes 797 amino acids. The record is from RefSeq and is a predicted model, not a curated record. The transcript has 7 exons. Gene Ontology annotation, biological process: amino acid transmembrane transport. Gene Ontology annotation, cellular component: fungal-type vacuole membrane.
AUGUCUUUCCCUGUGCAAGGCAAGACGGCUAUUGUGACUGGCGCGGGCUCCGGCAUAAACCUGAGCUUUGCGCAGCAGCUCCUUGAGAGCGGGUGUAAUGUCCUCAUUGCCGACCUGGGUCUCCGUCCUGAGGCGCAGGCCUUGGUCGAUCAGUACGCCAGCAAAUCACCCCGGGCAAUCUUCCAGAAGACAGACGUGACUGUCUGGAAGCAGUUGGAGCAAAUGUUCGAGAUUGCGGAGAAGGAAUUUGGUGAGAUCGAUAUCGUUUGUCCCGGAGCGGGCGUUUACGAACCACACUGGAGCAACUUCUGGCGACCCCCGGGUUCCGAACCAAGCCGCGAUGCACAAGACAGUGACCGCUACGCCCUAAUAGAUAUCAACCUCACACACCCAAUCCGCACAACGCAGCUCGCCAUCUCGCAUUUCCUACGACACGGAACGGACAGCACCCGCCAUAAGGCAAUCGUGCACAUCUCGAGUAUAGCCGGACAAAACCCCUCGUUUGCAGCGCCAAUCUACUCUGCCACGAAGCAUGCGAUCAGCGGGUUCGUGCGCUCGCUCGCCAAUCUCGACGGCAGAAGCGGCAUCCGCGUUACGGCUGUCGCACCCGGCGUGAUCAAAACGCCGCUGUGGACGGACCACCCCGAGAAACUGAAGAUGGUGGACGGUGGGAAGGAUGCGUGGGUGACGGCUGAUGAGGUUGCGACAGUGAUGUUGGCGCUGGUGCAGCAGGACCGAGUGAGUGAGGUGAUUGGGGAUAAGGAGGCGAAGGAGGGAGACACAGUGUAUCCGGUCAGCGGAGGGACGGUGUUGGAGGUUUCGAAGACAGUGAGAUCUGUUCUGCCUUAUAACGACCCUGGGCCUGGAACAAGACCGGGGAAUACGGCGUCGACAACGGCGUCCGUGGAGAACGAGGCGUGGGAGCUGCUAGCUAGGCGCGGAGUCAGAGGCAAGCAAAAUCCGGGGAUACACCACCAAGCUAGUUGGAUUAGCUGUGUGAUUAAUUUGGUGAAUACAAUUGUUGGUGCCGGUGUCCUUGCCAUGCCCCUCGCCAUCUCGCACAUGGGAAUCGUCCUCGGUGUAUUCGUGAUAUUAUGGUCCGGUUUAACGGCAGGCCUUGGACUAUACCUUCAGUCUAGAUGUGCGCAGUAUCUCGACAGAGGAAGUGCUUCGUUUUUCGCCCUCUCUCAAAUCACCUAUCCCAACGCCGCCGUUAUUUUUGAUGCCGCGAUUGCGAUCAAAUGCUUUGGUGUCGGGGUCAGCUACCUCAUCAUUAUCGGAGAUUUGAUGCCAGGAGUAAUUCAGGGUUUUGUUGGGGGAGAGCCGGCGUACGAUUUCUUGGUGGACCGUCAUUUCUGGGUGACGGCGUUUAUGCUGAUUAUUAUUCCCCUUUCGUAUCUACGGCGUCUGGACUCGCUCAAAUACACCAGCAUCGCGGCUUUGGUCUCAAUGGCCUAUUUGGUGGUUUUGGUUGUUUAUCACUUUAUCAUCGGAGACACGAAGGACGGCCGUGGUCCGAUCCGUGUCAUUCACUGGGCGGGGGCUGUUCCGACUCUUAGCAGCUUUCCAGUGAUUGUGUUUGCUUUUACUUGUCAUCAAAAUAUGUUUUCUAUUCUCAAUGAAAUCAGUAAUAAUAGCCACUUUAGAACGACCGCUGUCGUGUUCGCCAGUAUCGGCAGCUCUGCUUCAACCUACAUACUUGUUGCGAUUACCGGAUACCUAUCAUUUGGCAAUAGCGUGGGCGGAAACAUAGUGGGCAUGUACCCACCAGGCUUAUGGGCUAAUAUCGGACGUGCCGCUAUCGUCAUGCUCGUCAUGUUCUCCUACCCCCUCCAAUGUCACCCGUGCAGAGCAUCAGUUGAUGCAGUCCUACGUUGGAGGCCCAAACGUAGCACGGGUGGAAACGAAGGAUCCCCUCAUCGUCAUCCUCUUCUACCCGGAGGCCCGAGAGGAUCUCGAACGGCAGAACCAAUGAGCGACCUCCGGUUCUCUAUAAUUACGACAUCGAUCCUCAUUCUGAGCUACAUUGUCGCCAUGACAGUCUCGUCUCUUGAGGCCGUCCUCGCAUACGUUGGCAGCACUGGAAGCACCAGCAUCAGCUUCAUUCUCCCCGGGAUAUUCUACUACAAAAUUUCUGCUCCAGAUUCAGCAGCACAUCAACGCCUUCUGAAAGAGGAUGAUGAGGCUGAAGACGGUUAUAUCUCAGGUGCUAGCGAACCAGACGACGGUAACGCCCAGGCUCGCUCACUUACUGAGAGCGGAAUUCUGCGUCGGCACACCCGCACAUGGCGCAGGGAGGUUCUCCGUAAAUUGAGCCUAGCACUUGCCAUCUACGGAGUCAUUGUCAUGGUUACCUGUCUAGUCACGAAUUCUGUGUUCAUCGCAUCUCACUAA